This is a messenger RNA of Sphaerodactylus townsendi, 1998 nucleotides long. It is a transcript of the gene TNK2, whose product is annotated as tyrosine kinase non receptor 2. Gene Ontology annotation, molecular function: protein serine/threonine/tyrosine kinase activity; protein binding. NCBI's taxonomy places the organism in Eukaryota, Metazoa, Chordata, Lepidosauria, Squamata, Sphaerodactylidae. The record is from RefSeq and is a predicted model, not a curated record. Gene Ontology annotation, biological process: regulation of keratinocyte differentiation; phosphorylation; signal transduction. The transcript is spliced from 4 exons. The annotation marks the transcript as partial. Gene Ontology annotation, cellular component: extrinsic component of cytoplasmic side of plasma membrane.
UCCCUUUGCCUUCCAGAGCCCUCCUACGACCCUGUCAGCGAGGACGACGACCCUCUUUCCACAAGCCUCAAGCGCCUUUACCUGAAGAAGCCGGGCCCGGCGCGAGGCCUGCGGCUCGCUAAACCCUCCGCCCGCGUCUCGGGCACCAAAGUGGCCGAGAGGCUGCUGCUGCCGCGGGCCAAGGGGAGCAGCGUGACGGGUAACGAGGUCACGCUGAUCGACUUCGGGGAGGAGCCGGUCCCCACCACCCCCUCGCCCGUCGGGGGGGAGCGCUGCGCCCCGUCGCUGGCCAAGCUGGCCAUGGAAGCGUUCUCUCUGUUGGACAAGACCCCCCCGCAGAGCCCCACGCGGGCCCUGCCCCGGCCCCUCCACCCGACCCCCAUAGUGGACUGGGACGCCCGGCCUCUCCCGCCUCCCCCUGCUUACGACGACGUGGCCCAAGACGAGGACGAUUUCGAGGUCUGCUCCAUCAACAGCGCGGAAGGGCUGGUGGGACGUCCGGGCGGCCGUUCGGACUGGGAGGAGAAGGGGGAGAUCAACGGCGCAUUUCUGCCCGAUCCCGCGGCGCUCCCGUUCGAGGACAAUCUCUUCUUGCCGUCCAAGGAGGUCAAGCAACCCAGUCCUGCUCAAACCACCGAGCUCUUCCAGGAGUUGCAGCAGGAGUGCAUGAAACACCUCAACGUGCCCUUGGGGGCCACGUCGGGCCCCUCGACGCCCAGUCCGGGGGAGGACAAGCCCCAGAUCCCCCCUCGCGUGCCCAUCCUGCCCCGGCCCCUGGGCCAGAACGAGUUCAGCCGCUGGUCCGGAGAAAUUUCGCCGGCGUCUGGGGGAGAGGAGGACCGGCCGCCCCAGAUCCCCCCGCGUGACCCCAUGUCCCAGCCUGGCUCCCGGACGCCCAGCCCCAUGUCUCUGCCAGGUGGCUCCCCCCAACCAAGAGCCGGUCUGUGUUCUCCGCUGUCCCUGGGGUCGUACCUGUCCACGUCUCCAGGAAAGCUCCUCAUGCCCACCACCCAGAGCUUUGCCUUGGACCCCAAAUACGCCACGCCCAAGGUCAUCCAAGCCCAAGGCAAAGAGAGCGCAAAGGGGCCGUGCAUCCUGCCGAUCGUGAAGGACGGCCGGAAGGUCAGCAGCACCCAUUAUUACCUGCUCCCCGAGCGCCCGCCCUACCUGGACAAAUAUGAGAAGUUCCUCAAGGAGGCCAAGACCCCCGAGGAAAUCCCGCCACCGGCCCGGGUGGUCACCACGGCGACCGUGCGGCCGAUGGUCCAGCAACAGCCGGACUACAAAGCCAACUUCUCCUCCAACAACAGCAACGUCACGGCAAAAGCCUCCUGCAGCCUCCAGAAGAUCAUCUGCGACGGUUCCGGGUCGGACAGCUCGAGGCCCUCUGAGAAGAUACGGCUGGUCCAGGAGAUGGUGCAUGGCGUCACCACGGAGGAGUGCCAGGCAGCAUUGCAGAACCAUGGCUGGAAUGUUCAAAAGGCCAUCCAGUACUUGAAGGUGGAGCAGCUCUUUUGCCUGGGCCUGAAGACCCGGCUGGAGUGUCACAAAGUCCUGGAGAUGUUUGACUGGAACCUGGAGCAAGCCAGUUCCCACUUGCUGGACCCCUACAGCGCCUUCCGAUUCAAGCGGUGACCAAUGGCUGGACCCUGAAAGGCAGGUGUCCGACCUACUAUGCGUGGCCACGGGCGGUGAUAGCCCUUGGGGCCUUCUUCCUGACUCACGGACCAAGAUGCUGAUCCAAGCCAGAGGACGAUGGAGUAGAGGCGGGCGAGGCUGCAGCUGGGACUGCUGGGCCCGAUCCACGUGCGCCCCCUCUCCCACGCCAACGAUUGACUGGAUACGCUCCUUCCUCCUGCAGAUGCAGGCAGCUCAGAGCUCGCUUGCAUUUCGAUCCCGCCGCCCCGCUUCCAACCGUCGUUGCUGUUGCUUGCCGUUGAAUUUAUUUUGUACAGAGAAGUGUUACAUUAAUAUAUAAAUAUUCUAUUCUAUUUUGAA